This is a messenger RNA of Penicillium cosmopolitanum, 1920 nucleotides long. RefSeq names its product HET domain-containing protein. Bases 1 to 1920 code for a protein of 639 amino acids. Lineage: Eukaryota; Fungi; Ascomycota; Eurotiomycetes; Eurotiales; Aspergillaceae. The transcript has a single exon. The record is from RefSeq and is a predicted model, not a curated record.
AUGGCCUCGGAGGCCUUCACUAGCUACCAAUACCAAUCCCUCCCCAGCUCAAAGGCUAUUCGUGUGUUAAAGAUACUUGACCAAGAGCUCAGUGAUGUGCCUUGCUGCACCCUGACAGUAGUCGAGCUGGAUCCUAAGGCAAGUUACAUGGCACUGUCCUAUACCUGGGGAAGUCCAGGGAAGGAGGCGACAGAUCGGGGCGUCACAUCAGAACGAUGUAUGCAGAUAUUCUGCGAAAGUGGCACUAUCCCUGUCACCCAAAACCUCUUUGAUUUUCUCAGAGACGUACGACGAUUUCAUCGCCACCUCCUCGAAGAAUACAUCUGGAUAGACGCCCUCUCUAUCGAUCAAGACAAUCUCGAUGAGCGUGCAGUACAAGUUGAAAUGAUGGGAGAUGUAUACGCCCAGGCAAAGUCUGUGGUUAUAUGGCUUGGCAGGGCUGAAGAAACCACUCGUCUGGCAUUGGAUUUUAUGGCCAUUAUCGAGAACGCCAAAAUUCCCUCAAUUGACGCCCGAGUGGAGAAUCCUCGAUCUUUGAAAACGUUUCUGGGACCACUCGCGGAUUCAGAUGAUCACUGGAAUGCAUUGAAGCUGAUUUUGGACCGCUCAUGGUUCUCGAGAACGUGGAUUUUGCAAGAAUUUUGUCUUGCUACCCACUUUUCCCUACUUUGUGGUCAGUUUAAAGUAAGCAUCGACAGAAUUAUCAAAACUGCAUCUCUCGCCCUUAGCUUCCCAACAUCCCGAGCAGGCAAAAUGGAUUCUCCUGGCGUCAAAAUGGUGGAUAUACUUGCACUGAGAAAAGGAGUGAAGGAAAGGUCACCUGGAAGUCUCUUCAGUAUAUUACUAUAUUCAUCCAACUCCACUGCGACGGACCCAAAGGACUUGGUUUAUGGGGUUCUCGGAAUGAUAAAGAGAGGCGUCUCGGAUGCAAGUCCUCUUCGGAAUUUAGAAGUGAGCUAUCGAGUUUCCACCACCGAAACAUAUACCAGAUUCACAAGACUCCUCGUCUCAGAAGAUCCACGAUUAUUAUGUUUCCAGAAUCAUGAUCCUCGCUUCCAAGGAUAUGCAAAUAUUCGACUAGAGCUCCCAUCCUGGGUUCCGAACUAUUCCAAUGGGCUGAACCUUAGUCAUGGAGACUUCGCAUUCAAACCUUCAAAUGAUGCAGCGAAAUCGCUACCUUCCUCGCCCUGGAUAGUGCGACGACCCGAUGGGUUAGUACUCAAUGCACAGAAAGUUGACGUUAUUGAAGAUAGGGUUGUUAUCUACAAAGGCAUGUGCGAGGGCUCGUGGAUCGCCAGGGCACUACCAGAUAUACUUGAGUUUCUUUGCGCUUUUAAACCAACGUAUUUUGAUGGCCAACCACGAAGCCAGGCAUUAUGGCUUACUCUCGCGUCGGGAGUAAUCAAGGCGGACUUGUCAACAAUAUCGGCUCUGGAAAUAUACCACCCCAUAUUCGCACUUUGGGUGGGCGAGUGUCUUCUGAUUCUUGCAGCAAUGGACCUAAACACGUACUUCCGUAUCCUAACGGACCUUCAGGGGACGAUCGGUACACUAGCUGAGAGCGACAUGGACUUCUUUCCUAACCUCACUAUGCUUAUGGAAUUCCCGAAAAUGCGUACGCCACAGAAGGAUGUACUCCUUACCCGUGAGAAAUUCCGUAAUAUGAUGGAAGAACGGUCGAGUAUAAUGCGCCCAGUACUUUUCCGUACACGAGAAGGCCUUCUAGGCAAGGGAACCGAAAAUGUGCGAAAGGGUGAUGAGGUGUGGCUCAUUGCUGGAAUGCCAACACCAGCUGUGUUGCGAAAGACAGGAAGUGAGAAUCAUUUAAAGAAAAUCGACAUUGCUUAUGUGCACGGAAUCAUGCGAGGAGAGUUUGUUGACCUUAAAGGAUUGUGUGCAGAAGAAAUUGAACUCAUAUAA